Molecule: messenger RNA, 792 nt
Organism: Dioscorea cayenensis subsp. rotundata (Guinea yam)
Lineage: Eukaryota; Viridiplantae; Streptophyta; Magnoliopsida; Dioscoreales; Dioscoreaceae
Product: signal peptidase complex catalytic subunit SEC11A-like
Exons: 8
Coding region: 63-593 (176 amino acids)
Cellular component (GO): signal peptidase complex; membrane
Molecular function (GO): serine-type endopeptidase activity
Source: RefSeq, a predicted model, not a curated record
GUCGCGUGGAGAAACGAAAAACCCAGAAGACGAGAGAAGAAGACGAAGAAGAGCAAGCGAGAAUGGGGACGAUCUCUGGCGGCUUGCGAUCUCUUCCGAUCAGGCGAGUCCUCUCCCAGUUCGUCUCCCUUGGUUUGAUUGCUACCUCGGCGCUGAUGAUUAUGAAGGGUUUGCAGUGCGUCAGUGCCAGCAAAACACCCGCGGUAGUUGUUCUUUCAGAGAGUAUGGAGCCGGGGUUCAAAAGGGGUGAUGUUCUAUUAUUACACAUGAGUAAAGACCCAAUUCGUGCAGGUGAAGUUGUUGUGUUUGAUGAUGGACGCCCAAUUCCAAUUGUCCAUCGUGUAAUUGAGCUCCACGAGCGGAGGAACAACAAAACCCUUGAUCUUUUAACAAAAGGUGAUAACAAUCCUCUUGACGACAGAGUUCUUUAUGCUCCGGGCCAACUUUGGCUACAUGAGCAUCACAUAAUGGGACGAGCUAUAGGGUUUGUGCCUUAUGUUGGAUGGAUCACCAUUGUUAUGACAGAAAAAGCAUUUACCAAGUACUUGAUCAUCGGUGGGUUGUGUUUGUUAGUUUUAUUCUCUCAGAAAUAGAAAUGCGCUUGGGAUUGGCAACCAUAGUCAGCAUAACUCAUCAAGGAUAAUUUUUUUUGUUUCUUUUUUUUCUUUUAAAUACCAUUGCCAGUGUAAUCUUUUCUCAUAAAAAUUCAAAUGCUUAGACUAUUCACAUAUAUAUGUAUAAAUAUGUAUAUUUUGUGCUUAUUUGCUUUACAAUGACUUGACUGGUUCCAGA